AUGAUUAGGGCGGCCUUAUCGAAAAUAAAAGCAAGAUUGGUGAAAGCCCCAGCCUCGAGUAUCAAUCCAGAGGAUUACAACAUCGUUAAAGAAGGCACAGCUGAAAUUCUGUUCCCAAAAAAAGAAUCUGUGUUUUACAAUCCAAUCCAACAGUUCAAUAGGGAUCUCAGUGUUUGCUGUAUCAAGGCAUGGGACAAUUUGUAUGGUCAAGAUUUUAGAGCCAAGAAGAGGAGAAAGAAUAGGAAGGGCAGCUUGUCAAAAGUCGAAGAGGAACAGGAGUCAGAUAACUCACGGAAACGCAGAAAACUGGAAGAUAAUAAGGUCGAGGAAUCGAAAGCCCAACCACCCGUCACACCUUAUAUCAAGAUAUUGGAAGCGCUAUCAGCUACCGGUUUGCGCGCUAUCAGAUACGCUCAAGAAAUACCAAACGUUAAAGAGAUCAUUGCAAAUGAUUUGAUUCCAGAUGCUGUUGAUUCGAUCCAGCGUAACGUAGAGUUUAACCAUGUUCAGGAUCUGGUAAAGCCAAACUUGGAUGAUGCGAACGUUCUCAUGUAUCGAAACAAGGCAAAUAAUACCAAAUACCAUGUGAUUGAUCUUGAUCCGUACGGAACCGUUACACCAUUUGUCGACUCUGCAUUGCAAACAAUUGAGGAAGAUGGGCUCAUGCUUGUCACUUGUACUGAUCUAUCAGUGCUGGCUGGUAAUGGGUAUCCAGAAAAAUGCUUUGCGCUCUACGGCGGUGUCAACAUGGUGUCGCACGAAUCAACGCAUGAGAGUGCUUUGAGAUUGGUAUUGAACUUAUUGAGCCAAAGUGCUGCAAAAUAUAAGAAAACGAUUGAACCUUUAUUGAGUUUAAGUAUUGAUUUUUACGUUCGUGUCUUUAUCAAAGUGAAAACGAGCCCCAUUGAGGUCAAGAAUUUACAGUCAAAAACGAUGAUAACGUAUCAUUGCUCUCAAUGUGGCUCAUAUCAUUCACAACCAUUAGGUCGUGCAAGUGAACGUCUCACAAGGAAGGGCAAACCGUAUACGAAGUACUCUGUCGCGCAGGGUCCUCCAGUCGAUGGCAAGUGUCAAUUCUGUGGUGGUACAUAUCACCUCGCAGGCCCUAUGUUCGGUGGUCCACUACACAAUAAAGAGUUCAUCGAUGAGGUGCUGCGCAUAAACCGUGAAGAACAUAACGAUUCUGUAUAUGGCACCAGAAAGAGAAUUGAAGGAAUGUUAACAUUGGCCAAAAAUGAACUCCCUGAUGCAUCUUUCUAUUUCAGUCCAAACCACCUAUCGUCCAUUUUGAAACUGCAAGUACCGCCAUUGAAAAAAAUCGUGGCCGGACUGGGCUCUCUUGGCUAUAACUGCUCACUCACGCAUGCGCAGCCAUCUUCACUUAAGACCGACGCACCAUGGUCGGCUGUAUGGUACGUCAUGAAACAAUCUGACGAUAAUGUGAAAGACAAAGACGUGGAAUCGAUGAGCGCAACGUCUGUUGGAUACAAGAUACUGGCUAACCAGUCUAACUGGAUCAGCGAUGAAGACAAGAAGAAUUUCGAAAAGCUGUCCUUUAGCCCCAAUGAACAAAGUGGACACAUUGAAAGGUUGAGAAGAUUGAAGAUUGUAAGAUACCAAGAAAACCCGACAAAGAACUGGGGGCCCAAGGCGCGCCCUUCCAACAACUAG
Molecule: messenger RNA, 1671 nt
Organism: Zygotorulaspora mrakii
Lineage: Eukaryota; Fungi; Ascomycota; Saccharomycetes; Saccharomycetales; Saccharomycetaceae
Gene: TRM1
Product: tRNA (guanine26-N2)-dimethyltransferase
Exons: 1
Coding region: 1-1671 (556 amino acids)
Biological process (GO): tRNA N2-guanine methylation
Cellular component (GO): nucleus
Molecular function (GO): RNA binding
Source: RefSeq, a predicted model, not a curated record